GUCAAUACAAACAUCUCUCUCUCUCUCCCAUCUCUCUCGCAUCAACACCCGUCGGACUAUUAAACCGGAGUGAGUUCGGAUCUCCAGCCGGAAGAUCCGACCCGCAACCCUCCACCGUGGCUUCUUCAGCUCAAAAACAGCAAACUAAUCUCUCUCGUCGAAAAUCACAAUCCACUUCUUCGUCUUCAUCAUCUCCAUCGAACCAUAACAGACAGGGCUUGAAUUCGGGUUCGACCCGAAUUGUGUACCGGGAAAGACUUAAUUCGCUUUCGGAUUCGGAUCCGGACUAUCCGUUUUGGCAACAGACGUGGUUCAUUUUGCUCUUGCUUGCCAUGGCUUUGUCUUUCUUUGGCAUUGCUGCUUUUCUGUUUCUCUCUCUGGAUUCUGAGUACGGAUUUAAUUAUCCGGCCUCCGCUGCGGUUUCCGAAGGCGUUGAGAUUACUUAUGGAUCCGUCAUAAAAUUGAUGCAUGAGAAGACAAGAUUUCGACUGCACUCGCAUGAGGUGCCAUAUGGUUCUGGCAGUGGGCAGCAGUCAGUUACCGGUUUUCCAAAUGUUGAUGAUGCCAAUAGCUAUUGGACUGUUAAGCGCAUUCCGGAAUCAUCUGCAAAGCAAGGAGCGCCAAUCAAAAGUGGAACUAUCAUCAGAUUACAGCAUAUGAGGACCCGGAAAUGGCUUCAUAGUCACUUACACAUGUCCCCCAUCUCGGGCAAUCAGGAGGUGAGCUGCUUUGGAGAUGAUAGCAAUUCUGACACUGGUGACUACUGGAGACUAGAAAUUGAGGGAAGCGGGAAAAGCUGGAGGCAAGAUCAAAAGAUCCGGCUUCGUCACGUGGACACUGGAGGCUACCUGCACACCCAUAACAAGAAAUACAACCGUAUUAUUGCGGGUCAGCAAGAGGUUUGUGGUGUACGAGACAAACUUCCUGAUAACAUUUGGUUGGCAUCAGAGGGGGUCUACCUUCCAGUUUCCGCAAGCAAGUAAUCUGAAAGUAGUGUACUACAAUUGGUCAGCCAUACUCAGCAGUCUGCAGAUAUUCUCCACCUCUCCUUAAUUUGUGUUGAAAUGCCGAUUAUUGGCACUGUCUUUUAGAUUACAUGUAUGGAGAAUAUAAAUAGAAAUCUUGGUAGUAUUAGAAUGUUUACCAAAGAUGGAGGAACUGGGCAAGUCUUACCUUAUACUAAAACAGAAGACAACCAGUAUCAUUCAGGCUUCUGUGUCAGUCUCUCGUUAAACUAAUUAGAUGACUUGGAUCUUCUCAAUUAUCAGCAGCAAUGAGUUUCUGCUUUCUUUCUGGUUA
Daucus carota subsp. sativus is the source of this 1299-nucleotide messenger RNA. Its product is annotated as stromal cell-derived factor 2-like protein. The record is from RefSeq and is a predicted model, not a curated record. The transcript has 7 exons. The coding region runs from base 333 to 983 and encodes 216 amino acids. Lineage: Eukaryota; Viridiplantae; Streptophyta; Magnoliopsida; Apiales; Apiaceae.